Messenger RNA from Somion occarium, 1428 nucleotides. Lineage: Eukaryota; Fungi; Basidiomycota; Agaricomycetes; Polyporales; Cerrenaceae. The record is from the annotation of a GenBank genome assembly.
ACCUUUCCCUUCAACGACGACCUGGCCUGAUCUCUCCCUGUUCUACUUCCCCAUUCGAGAAAGCUUGUAACGAACAUUUAUUUUCUACAGUGCAUUUUUAGAAGACUAUCCACUUCGAUGUGUGGACAUCUAGACCCAGUCUCCCCGACAUCACUAGCACCUCUAUCCGUCCUAGAGCAUGUCACCGAUGUUCACUGUCAUCCAACAGACUCUCGUAUCUCUGAAGAAGACGCAAACUCUCUUCCGAUCCGUAUAUGUGCUAUGGGGACAAGAGCCAGCGAUCAGAGUCUCCUUUCACAUAUAGACCGUCUACUAUGCGAUGAACGUUUCACUCAAUACUAUCGUAUAUCAGGCUACCAUCCAUGGUUUGCUCACUGGAUAGCCAUUGAACCCGCUACAUCCAAAGAAGAACACUACAGAUCUCUCUUUCUAGGCGGUUCACCAAAACCAGAGAGUAUUGAUGCGCUCGACAAGCUACUGACUUGUCUUCCGGAACCAAUAUCCCUUCAGUCAGUUCUCUCCGAGGUCCGCCAAAAUCUUAUCGACUUCCCGAAUGCCAUGUUAGGGGAAGUAGGAAUCGAUCGUGCAGCUCGUAUCCCUUUCAUGCCCCCCUCUCCACCUCCGUACGUUGAAGACGAUGGCAAACGAGAGCUUUCACCGUUCACGAUUCCCCAAUCACAUCAAAUGGCUAUCUUUGAGGCUCAACUUGAAUUAGCCGUCGACCUGAAGCGGAAUGUAAGCGUGCAUAGUGUGAAGAGCCAACAAGCUACAGGAGAACUGUUGGCUAGGAUGAAGACAAAACAUGGGAGCGCCUGGAAUGCUAUUAGCAUCGAUUUGCACAGUUGCGGAUUCAGCGCACAAUCAUGGCUGGAGAUCGAGAAGAAGCAUGCUAAUGUCUAUCUAUCCCUCUCCACGGUGAUCAAUUCUCGUUCGCCCGCUCAUCGAGAUCUCAUAGCCGCAUGCGCGCCUCAUCGCAUCCUCGCUGAAAGCGAUUACCAUGCCAUUCGCUACCUGCCUCAGCAAACUUGGGAUAUGGUACGCACCAUUGCCGAAGUCAAGAAAUGGAGGAUAGAAGACGAAUGGACAUACACCGAUCAGGACACUAAUGUGGAACAAUGGGGUGUGGUGAAGCGGCUAGAAGAGAAUUGGAAGCGGUUCCAGAUUGCGGAUCACAUUCCAGUGAAGAGGAAACGAGACCGACGGCAACUGGAGUUGGAUACUGACGAGAGCGACUCAGAGUUCUGAAGAAGUACAUAUGAAAGGUGGUAUACUAUAAAGCCCUAAGAGUCCGUGCGUAUAAGAAUAUGUGAAGUGCCCCACAGAUACACAACAAAGCUAGAAUAUGUAUGUGAGAAGUAGAAUGAGACACAGUCCGAUAAUAACACCAAUGAUGAUCGAGUCCCUUCGCCGUCGGGAUUUGAUCAUGGA